This is a messenger RNA of Morchella sextelata, 1308 nucleotides long. RefSeq lists its product as uncharacterized. The coding region runs from base 1 to 1308 and encodes 435 amino acids. Lineage: Eukaryota; Fungi; Ascomycota; Pezizomycetes; Pezizales; Morchellaceae. The transcript has a single exon. The record is from RefSeq and is a predicted model, not a curated record.
AUGCGGAAUCUGGGGCGGGUCGUUCUAGGAGCACUCGCGGCUGCUCUGAGAAACCCGGGAGGGGCUGUCAGGAGCGACUUCGCAAAAGCUUUGAAAUGCGUUCGAAGCCUAAUAGACUUCCACUUAAUGGCGCAAUAUGGGAGUCAUACAACGAGCACACUGGACUAUAUGGAGAGCUAUCUCGAGGAUUUCCAUAAACACAAGGAUAUCUUUUUAGAAUUCAGGGCGUACAAGAAGACGUUAAAGGAUGCGAGAGAUCGAACGAAAGCAAUUAGUGGCUCCCAGAGCACCCAGCGAGGCUUGGAGGAGAUCCGGGAGAUUCGGGAAAGAUCGCACUUCAACUUCAUCAAAUUGCAUGUCUUAAUGCACUACCGGGAGCACGUUGAGCGCUUUGGUAGCAUUCCUCAAUACUCCACGGACGUCAGCGAGCUUGCCCAUGUACGGCAGGUAAAAGAAGCUUACAGAGCGUCCAACAAGGUUGAUGCUGCGACGCAGAUACUGGACUAUGGAGGGAGGCGAUUGGCGUUAGAGAUUCGAAUUCUGAAUCUGAAAGACAUCGUCGGAGGUUCUGAGAGCACUGACGACAUCCUCUGGAGCCAUCGGGAUAACCUCAAGGAGUUGCUCGACAUUUUCAAGAUCGAGGACCGCAAGAAAACGCCAAAUGAACGCUCAAUAGUAGAAUGCGGACUGCCCCUGAAGCGUCUUUGCAACCCCUCCGCGAAAUCGGAAAGACUUUUCAACGUGGCAGACGGACUGCAAAUGAGCCAUCUCACGCUAUAUCGCCUGAUAAAGGAGUAUGCCGAGGAUGCGGGAUGCUCUCAGAGCUUUGCCGGAAGCUCUGAGAGCAUGUUGGAGCGCCGGGUGGAGGUUUUCACAUGCUUGCAGGUUCCGAUACCAAUCUUCCAAAGGCCUGACGUAUACGAGGUUCACAACAUCAGGUGUACGGGAACAGCAUCUUUUAGGAAGGGGAAAAUAAGAAAGGAUUGGGCAUGGGUAUCGGUAGGUUCCUCAGAGCAGUGGGGAGUGUUUCGGGGACGCUUACCAGGACGUGUGGAGGCUCUGUUCAAGGUGCGGGAUAGCACAGGGCGCGCACAUAGACUAUGUGUAGUUGAGCUGCUUGAGGCGAAGGAUCGUGGUAUCGCUGAUAGCUCACAUGGGCUGCUGAAGGUCUGUAGGAGGAGGAGGAAGAGGAUGUGGGUCGUGAAUAUUCGGAGUAUAUUAGGAAUGGCCCAUUUGUUCAAGGUGGAUGCUGGCAAUUGGCUGGUAAAUACUAGGAUAGAUUUGCGUACGUGGAAUGAAUUCAGUUGA